ACAAGAAAUCCUAAUGCUCUCCUAGAUUUCAUCCAAAUCUUUCUUCUCCGCCACCCAAGAGAUUUAGAUUUUUACUUCUGUGAUGAAGAAUCCCGUGAUGAAUUGUUUUAUCUUCACUUUCAUCAACCACAACGUUUCAGUUACAGAUUCAUCGUUCUUAACCCUUUCUUACCUUCAUCAACCACGAUUUAGUCUUAAAAUGCGAUUUUCUCUUUUGCAAGGCGGUCUACAUGCGAUUGCCAGUAUAAAUAGUUAGCUUGCUGCAAUUAUGUGACGCCGGGAAUGUCAAACGUGGUAGGGACAUCUUCCUCGCCGAUUUAAAGAUCUUAUUUGAAGCUAGGUUUUUAAAUCGAAAUGAAUCAAUUUGAUUAUAUCGAAUUGAUUUUCAUUUGAUGAUUAUAUAGAACCUGUGUUGAAUCGAAUUGAGGCAAAUUGAUUAUACCGAAUCUGGGUUUAAUUCAAUUGAUUCAAUUUCGUAGGUGGGUUGAAUCAAAUUAAUGCAAAGAUUUUCAUCUUUAUAAUGUUCUGAAACGACAACCUUUAAAAAAAAACAUUCUUCUGUUAUUGUCAGAAUAUAAAUUUUUUGUUUGUUUAACUCUGAGCAAAACAAUGAACUCUGAGCAAAACAACAGCACAAGCUUCCCACCAACUGAGCCAGAACUCUGCGACAAUAGAUGCGGUUUCUUUGUGUCUUCCAACAUGAACCUCUGUUCCAAAUGCUACAGAAUUCUCCGAGCCGAGGAAGAUCUAACCGCUGUAGCAAAAUCUGCUGUCAAGAACUCACUUAAGCUUCCAUCUUGCAGUCUCAUUAUCACACCAGAGCAAAAACAGCCUCUUGAAACCGAACCAGCCUCUGUUGUUGUAACCGCUGAGCCGUCAUCAGCUCCUAUAGCCACGGGACAGGAGGAGGCAGAGCCGUCGAAACCUGCACGGACUAACAGGUGUUUCAGCUGUAACAAGAAGGCUGGGGUUAUGGGGUUUAAGUGCAAAUGCGGUAGCACGUUCUGCAGAAGCCAUAGGUGCCCAGAGAAGCACGAGUGUAGCUUCAAUUUCAAAGAAGUUGGACGUGAUGUAAUCGCAAAGGCCAAUCCUGUGAUCAAGGCGGAUAAAGUCGAAAGGAUAUGAAAAAAAACAAACCUUUUCUUUUUAUAAAGUAAUUUGGGGUCUCCAUCUUUCGUAAGAUCUCUAUCUAUCAGUUAAUUAUAAUCAAUAUAUUCUUAUAUUACUAUGGUGUUGUUUGUACAAGAGGGAGGAGAUACCACAUUGACUCUUUUUUAUAUUUGUUGCUACAGAUUAUUGUUUUUUUUUUC
Messenger RNA from Brassica oleracea var. oleracea, 1310 nucleotides. Its product is annotated as zinc finger A20 and AN1 domain-containing stress-associated protein 7-like. The record is from RefSeq and is a predicted model, not a curated record. The transcript is spliced from 3 exons. The coding region runs from base 610 to 1125 and encodes 171 amino acids. Gene Ontology annotation, biological process: proteasome-mediated ubiquitin-dependent protein catabolic process. Gene Ontology annotation, molecular function: zinc ion binding; DNA binding. Lineage: Eukaryota; Viridiplantae; Streptophyta; Magnoliopsida; Brassicales; Brassicaceae.